AUGGCGACUAAAGUUGUUGUUUCCAUUUUUAUAGAAUUUCAAAAUUACAAUGGAUCUACAAAAAGAUCGUGUAGUUUACUGAAACCCUUGAAUUCGGAAUAUGGGAAAGUCGCCCCGGGUUGGGGGACUACUCGUUUUAUGGGGAUCACAAUGGCUUUAUUCGCUAUAUUCCUAUCUAUCAUUUUAGAAAUUUAUAAUUCUUCCAUUUUACUGGACGGAAUUUUAACCAAUUAG
Messenger RNA from Triticum turgidum subsp. durum (durum wheat), 234 nucleotides. Lineage: Eukaryota; Viridiplantae; Streptophyta; Magnoliopsida; Poales; Poaceae. The record is from the annotation of a GenBank genome assembly.